GCUGUUCAGUUACUUUGGGUCAAUUUGAUUAUGGACACUCUAGGAGCUUUAGCCCUUGCUACUGAACCUCCCAACGAUGGACUUUUGAAAAAACCCCCGGUGGGAAGGGGAACAAACUUUAUCACCAAAACUAUAUGGAGGAAUACCAUUGGACAGAGUAUUUAUCAGUUAAUUGUGCUUGCUAUUCUAAAUUUUGAUGGCAAGAGGCUACUCAGAAUUGGUGGUUCAGAUGCAACUGAAGUGCUUAACACUUUGAUAUUCAACUCUUUUGUGUUUUGUCAGGUGUUUAAUGAGAUAAACAGCAGAGAUAUGGAAAAGAUAAACAUAUUCAAAGGCAUGUUUGACUGCUGUAUAUUCUUGAUGAUAAUUUUCGCCACCGUCGCAUUUCAAGCGGUGAUAGUUGAAUUUCUUGGAGCAUUUGCCAGCACUGUGCCUCUAAGCUGGCAAUUCUGGUUACUCAGUGUUUUAAUUGGAGCAAUUAGCAUGCCUGUAGCUGUUAUCUUGAAACGCAUCCCAGUUGAAAACAAAAAUACUACAAAUAAACAACACCAUGAUGGUUACGAUGCACUUCCAUCUGGUCCUGAGCUAGCUUAGAACAAAUUAUUACAAGACAUCC
Messenger RNA from Lathyrus oleraceus (garden pea), 616 nucleotides. Its product is annotated as calcium-transporting ATPase 4, plasma membrane-type. Bases 31 to 594 code for a protein of 187 amino acids. Gene Ontology annotation, cellular component: intracellular membrane-bounded organelle; plasma membrane. Gene Ontology annotation, molecular function: P-type calcium transporter activity. The record is from RefSeq and is a predicted model, not a curated record. The transcript has a single exon. Lineage: Eukaryota; Viridiplantae; Streptophyta; Magnoliopsida; Fabales; Fabaceae.